UUACACUCCGUCAUGUUUCAUAGGAAUAUAUGUGUGUACAUGUACUGCAGUUUGUAUACUGUGUACUUCAUGUUCACAUUUGUUUAUAAUGAGCUCCAUUUUACAGCUUUAAUCUCCAUUUUAAUGAUAAAGUACUCAAGUAUAAUCACUUGUACUGGAGUAUUUCCAUUAUGUACUACUUCAUACUUGUACUCCAGUCUGUUUAUCUUACAGCUUUAGUUACUUUGAACAUUUUUAUUAUUAAUAGCAAAAAACAGCAGUGUGUAUUAAAUGAGCUCCCUCAGCUGAGGAACACGUGAAAUGGGCCAUUCUGCUUUAUGAGUACUUUUAUUUUACUUUAUGUAUAUUUUGAUGUUAUUAACUUUAUACUUGUGCUUUUUUAAAAUUUUUACAAUUUCUACACUGCGGAAUUAGUACUUUUACUCAAAGAUUAACAUACUUCAAUUUGUUGUUCUUAUUUCUGAAUAAUGAAGUAUUUAAAUGGAUUGUUUCAAUGAUGCGCAGUUAGUUAGCGUGCUAGCUUGUUAGCUCUGUGCCGACAUGACAAAACAUCUGCACAGCUGUGUCAGUAUGAUGUCCUCAUGGCUCCAGUCAACCCCCACCGUGCAGCAGUUUAACUCCUACUGAGGAGCUGCCGUAACACUGGAUGCUGACACACAGCUAACACGCUAAGCUAAUAAGCUACGACAGCUUCCAUCCAAUCAGAGCUCAGUUCUGUGAGGCGGCUGUGUUGCUGGUUGGUGAUGUGUCAAAGGUCCAGUUUGAACAGACGCUCUUCGCCGUCACCAGGGAAUCCAGUGAGUUCAUCGCGGUGAACUGAUUCCCCGUGUGCUCUAAGGUGUGUUUUGCUUUGUGCUGCUCGUCUCAUCAAACAGGUGAAAUCACUGGCUCAACAGCUGAUUGAUGAAUCUCAGUUGACAAGACUGAACACUUUAUCCUGCAGCCAACGGCGCAGGGCAGAGAGCACACUGAGGAGUGUCGGCUAAACUAAUGACCAGCAGGGGGCGACUGCACUGGCUUCAAACAGAAGUCUGAUUGUAUGCGAGCUUACAGGAAAACGAGCUUCUCAGAUGAUUUGCUCAUACGGAAGUACAGAUUAGAAGCACUGAAUGAAACACUGCAGGCUGUUGGGCUGAGCGGAUGCCGAGCGUACAAAGUCCAGGACUGUCACUCCAGAAUCAGGGUCUGAAUCCCGUCUGAGGUCCGCUUUAGACAGUUAAAGCUCUUUGGUGAAAGUUAGGAAAAGAUCCGGAUUUUGAUUACGUGUUUUGAAAAAUCAGUUCCUCAUUUAAUCUUCAUGAUUCAUGAAUACGCACACAAAUUUUCCAUUUUUAGUUUGUGCUGACAUGAAAUGUAAUCAUGACGUGUCAUCGCUAUUUCACGAACUGCUGUGAGACUGCAUUGUCCUCUCCGAGGUGUGUUGGAAUACAGGAAUACUCUGGUACAAGUACCUCAAAACUGUACUAAUGUACGGUACCUGACUGACUCUGUGUCUCUCAGCAGUCUCUGUCUCAGCUGUCUCUGUGUCUCCGCAGGUCAGCAGGAGGACCAAUCACUGAGCUCUCUGCUGGUCUUUCAGGUGUGUUCCUCCGCAGCAGGUAAUCAGUACAGGUCACAUGAUGAACUCCACCUUCUCUCCAUCAUCUUACUUGAGCUUCAGUCUGUCUCCCUCUGCUGCUCACCGUGAGGACUCUCUGUCCGGCUCCGUCCCCUUCCUCCUCUACCCCUCCAGCAUGGACCCCUAUAAAGGUCCGAUGAGGGCCCCCGGCCCUGGGCUGCUGCCCUACCUGGCCCCCUUCCAUCACCACGGGCACUUCAGCGUGUAUGAGUGUCCCUUCGAGCCGGCGUUCAUCCAGAAACGUAACGAGCGAGAGCGCCAGAGGGUGAGGUGUGUGAACCAGGGUUACGCCAAACUGAGGGACCACCUGCCGGGCCAGAGCACCGACAAGAGGCUCAGCAAGGUGGAGACGCUGAGAGCCGCCAUCAGGUACAUCAAAUACCUGCAAGGCCUGGUGGAGCUGGAGGACGGCAGAGUCAACAGUUCGUCUCCUGGACCAGACUGUGGAGGACAGUCUGAAGGAGUCCACUCCGAGGUCAUGGUUUAACAACGCCACCUUCAACUUCCUGUUUGACUUGAACUACAUGAAGACAAUCCAUCACAGCAAACACACGCUGACUUGAACACUCAUGUUUCAUCAGAAAAGAAUCAAACGCUGCAUUGCUGUGUGUUUCUGUUAGAGUCUGACGGACAGAACAAACUGAAUACAAGAAUAAAACCAUCAAAAACAACUUCAAGUGAGACUGAAAGCUCAGUUUUGAUCCUAAAAGUUUGACAAAUAAAAAAGGGUCUACUUACUACUACU
Messenger RNA from Scatophagus argus, 2363 nucleotides. RefSeq names its product achaete-scute homolog 5-like. Lineage: Eukaryota; Metazoa; Chordata; Actinopteri; Scatophagidae. Gene Ontology annotation, biological process: developmental process; regulation of transcription by RNA polymerase II. Bases 1617 to 2105 code for a protein of 162 amino acids. The transcript has a single exon. Gene Ontology annotation, molecular function: protein dimerization activity; RNA polymerase II transcription regulatory region sequence-specific DNA binding; DNA-binding transcription factor activity, RNA polymerase II-specific. The record is from RefSeq and is a predicted model, not a curated record.